Peronospora matthiolae is the source of this 1491-nucleotide messenger RNA. The record is from the annotation of a GenBank genome assembly. Lineage: Eukaryota; Oomycota; Peronosporomycetes; Peronosporales; Peronosporaceae.
AUGAACGGUCCAUCCUUGACGCUCGAGGUGUCGCUUGGCGCAGUCGUACUUGUCACGCUUGGCCUUGGCUGUCCGGACCAGCGAAGACGUUCUCGGGUCGUCGUUGGGCUGCUCAUCAAAUGCUACUGCAAGGUCUACAACCAACACCCGUUCGUGCGCUGCUGGCAGUCCAGGCGUGUUCCGCAGAGCUGGAAGGGUUGCGUGGUGCGCCUGCUGCACACGAAGGGCGUUCGGCUCGACCCAUCGAAUUGGCGGCCGAUUUGCCUGCAGCAGGCCAUAUACAAGCUAUACGCCGGUGUCUUGUCGCGUCGCUUCACGCGCUGGCUCGACGUCAACGGCCGCCACGCUGAUGCGAAGAAGGGCUUUCGAGCCAUGAACGGCUGCGGGGAACACAACUUUCUUGUAGCCAUGCUCGUCGAUCAGCCCGGCGCAAGCAUCAAGAGUUGCAUGUCGUGUGACGCAGCGUUUACAAUUGGUAACGAUGUUGAUGGGAAUACGGCAUCAAUCGCGUUGAAGUUGGGGGUGUUUCAAGGCUGCCCACUUAGCCCCCACGUCUUUAACGCCGCGAUCUCUCUGCUUCUCCUCGCGCUCAAUUCGCUGCCGGACACUGGUGUGAAGGUGUUCAGCGAAGACCGUCCCGGUGCGGCUGCUUAUGCAGAUGACUUGAAGACGUUCAGCAGUACUGUGGACGGCAUCAAGCGACAGCACGCCGCGGUGCAAGACUUCCUGCGGUGGACCGGCAUGAAGGCAAAUCCGCACAAGUACAGUACCACGUCGGUCAGCUGGACCGCCUCCAACUCCUACCAGUAUUUGGGGAUCGGGGAUGGCUUCGACCACGUGCACCGUCGCGUUGAGAUUGCAACAGCACCCACUCAGGUCAAGCACGACGCGAAGGCGCUGAUGCGGUCCGGGCUGGCGCCGUGGCAGGUGGUCAAAAUCAUAAAGGCGUACUUGUACCCUCGGGUUGAGUACCCCCUCUGGCACCUGAGAUCGUUUUCUCAGCAGCUGGAGGGUUUUGACCGUCACCUUGUACGCGGCCUUCGACACCUUCUACGGCUACUAACUAGCACUACGACAGCUUUCUUUUACGCUCCUGUUUCUCGUGGAGGGUUAGAGUUCUUACCCUUGACGGAGAUGUAUGGCGCUUUGCAAGUUGCGCACGGGUGGCAGAUGCUGCACUAUCCUGACCCUGCCAUCCAGCGCAUAGCUCACCAGCAGCUCCGUCAGAUUGCUGACUCAAGAUACAAGCAGGACGCUUUGGCAUGGAGGGACAGAGAGGAGGAGCUGGGCGAUCUCCUCCUCAACAGCAAGCUGGGGACGUCGGACCCAGUGCCGCCCAAGCGAGGAAAGGCUGACAUCGGACCGCUGUGGUUCGACGUCCGGGGUCACCUUCACCGCUUCAGCUACAAUCUUGAGAUGGCGCCAGCGGUAGAGAAGACGUGGACACCGGCGAAGAGAUUGGAGCUUCGCGUGCCCCACCAAGAUGGUUAG